GCGACGCGGUGGGGGGGGCCGCGCACAAGGCACGCACGUCCGGCGCGAGCCUACAGGCCCCAGCCCCCGCGGCCUCGCACGACCUAUCCCUGUUCCGGCGCUUCUGGCCCCUGAGACCCCGCCGCGCGCAGCCUGUCUCGGCUGUCUUAUCCCGCGCCUCCCCCGCAGCGUCUUAUCCACCCCCGCAGCCGGGCUCCUGGGAGGACCUCGCCCAGUGGUGGCCCGCCCUCCGGACCUGGGCCCGGCUCGAGAGUGACCCAGGAAGGGGCUGAAAGUCCAGACGAAGGGUGGGGUGGGGUGUCGGCUCACAGGCAGCCUUAGAGAAAGUCUACCCUUGACCUGUGUCUGAGGGGCUGUCGGUGGGACGUGGGGCAUGAGGCAGCCUUGGGCUAGAGCUUGGGGCUGGCCCCCAGCAGGGCAGCAGGCUUGGAGGGCAAAGACUUGUUUAGGGCCGAGAGCCAGCCACCAAAUGGUGGUGCCCUCUUCACUCAUCCCAGCAAAGAGACACUGCCUUAGGGAGCCCGUGUGGGUCUGGAGCAGCCACCUUUCCCGGGACCCGAGCGACUCAAUGGGCACAUGUGGGAAUGAAUGAAGCCACAUAGCCUUAAAAUAACUUAAGAAACAAUUUGUUUUUGUUUUUUGCGGUACGCGGGCCUCUCACUGUUGUGGCCUCUCCCGUUGCGGAGCACAGGCUCCGGACGCGCAGGCUCAGCGGCCAUGGCUCACGGGCCUAGCUGCUCCGCGGCAUGUGGGGUCUUCCCGGACCGGGGCACGAACCCGUGUCCCCUGCAUCGGCAGGCGGACUCUCAACCACUGCGCCACCAGGGAAGCCCAAGAAACACAAUUCCUGCAGACUCUUUUUUCCUGAGGAUCCUAUUAAGAUUGUCCGGGGCCAAGGGCAAUACAUGUAUGAUGAACAGGGGGCGGAAUACAUCGAUUGCAUCAACAAUGUGGCUCACGUUGGGCACUGCCACCCUCUCGUGGUCCAAGCAGCACAUGAACAGAACCAGGUGCUCAACACCAACAGCCGGUACCUGCACGACAACAUCGUGGAUUACGCACAGAGGCUGUCCGAGACCCUACCGGAGAAGCUCUGUGUAUUUUAUUUCCUGAAUUCUGGGUCAGAAGCCAAUGACCUGGCCCUGAGGCUGGCGCGCCAAUACACAGGACACUGGGACGUGGUGGUAUUAGAUCAUGCUUAUCAUGGUCACCUGAGCUCCCUGAUCGACAUCAGCCCCUACAAGUUCCGGGACCUGGAUGGCCAGAAGGAGUGGGUCCACGUGGCACCUCUCCCAGACACCUACCGGGGCCCCUACCGGGAGGACCACCCCAAUCCAGCUGUGGCCUAUGCCAGCGAGGUGAAACGUGUGGUCAGCAGCGCACAGGAGAAGGGCAGGAAGAUUGCAGCGUUCUUUGCUGAGUCUCUGCCCAGUGUGGGAGGGCAGAUCAUUCCUCCUGCUGGCUACUUCCCAGAAGUGGCAGGGCACAUCCGCAGGGCCGGAGGGGUCUUUGUUGCAGACGAGAUUCAAGUGGGCUUUGGCCGAGUAGGCAAGCACUUCUGGGCCUUCCAGCUGCAGGGGGAAGACUUUGUCCCCGACAUUGUCACCAUGGGCAAGUCUAUUGGCAAUGGCCACCCUGUAGCCUGUGUGGCCACAACACACGCUGUGGCGAGGGCAUUUGAAGCCACCGGCGUCGAGUACUUCAACACGUUUGGGGGCAGCCCAGUAUCCUGCGCUGUUGGGCUGGCCGUCCUGGAUGUCUUGGAAAAGGAGCAGCUGCAGGCUCAUGCUGCCUCUGUGGGCAGCCUCCUGAUGGAGCUCCUUGGACAGCAGAAAGCCAAACAUCCCAUCCUUGGGGACAUCAGGGGCGUUGGGCUCUUCAUUGGUGUGGAUCUGAUCAAAGAUGAGGCCACAAGGAUGCCAGCAACCGAAGAGGCUGACUAUGUGGUGUCCAGGCUGAAAGAAAACUACAUUUUGUUGAGCACCGACGGCCCCGGAAGGAAUGUCCUGAAGUUCAAGCCCCCGAUGUGUUUCAGCUUGGACAACGCACGACACGUGGUAGCAAAGCUGGAUGCCAUCCUGACAGACAUGGAAGAGAAAGUGAGAAGUUGCGAGACACUGAGGCUCCAGCCCUGAGGCAGCUCUGCUGAGGGGUGUCCUCUAGGUUCACACUGUCUUUGCUGGGAGAGAGAAUCCCAUUUCCAAUGGCAAGUCAAGACAGGUGUUCCAAGGUGCUCCAGACUCGAACUGCCCUGGGGACACUGGGGCAGUGUCCCCACUGAGGGUGGUAACCCUCACUGUACUGUUUUCACCCCCCUGAACAGCUGCCCCAAAUAUCUGAGCCACUCCACUUUCUUUGAAGGGGCACAAGUCCUAGGCAGGGCCAAGUCAUUAAAGGAAACUAACCAAA
This is a messenger RNA of Lagenorhynchus albirostris (white-beaked dolphin), 2409 nucleotides long. It is a transcript of the gene PHYKPL, whose product is annotated as 5-phosphohydroxy-L-lysine phospho-lyase. NCBI's taxonomy places the organism in Eukaryota, Metazoa, Chordata, Mammalia, Artiodactyla, Delphinidae. Gene Ontology annotation, molecular function: transaminase activity; pyridoxal phosphate binding. The transcript is spliced from 13 exons. The record is from RefSeq and is a predicted model, not a curated record. Gene Ontology annotation, cellular component: mitochondrion. The coding region runs from base 747 to 2135 and encodes 462 amino acids.